UUUUUUUUUUUUUUUUUUUUUUCCCUUCCCUUGUGCAGAGGCCGGAGAGGUCCCUUUGAUCUGCGAGGCCUGGCGUGCUCCGAGCCCGCACGCCGGCUCUUUGCGGGGAGGGGGCUCGGCCGCCGCGGGAGCCUCCGAGCCGGGACAUGAAAGGGGGGAAGGAAAAAAAAAAUGAAAAAAAAAAAAGAAAAAAGGACGUGCAGGGUACGGGAGAUCGACCGAAAGGUUUAAAUAUUUCAUAUUCCUGGAAGCUGUCAAGGCCAAAAACAACAACACGCCUCCCGCCUCCCCCGAAGUGUUUGCAGAGGGCAGGAGCGUGUGUGCGUGCGAGGGACCGGGAGGCUGCGGGGGGGCGGGGGUAGAGAGGGUCAUAAAUUUUCACUUGUAAUCAAUCAAUAAUUAACUAAUAGUGGAGCGUGGGCCGAGCGCGCCGGCGACGGCGGGUGCCCGGCCCCCCGGGAUGUCGGUGUCGCGCUGCCCCCCGGGGCGCUGCCGCUGCCGCUCGGGGCAGCGUUCCGGGCUCCUGCCAUCCCCGCGGGGCGGCCGCAGCCCCGCUUUCCCAGAGACUUUGGACUCGGGGCUAAAGCUCCUGUGGGUCGAACGCAGCCCGGCUCCGAGCAGAGCCCUCGGGAGCUGCGCCGCGCUGCCCGCCCGGGGGUCGGGGUGGGCUGGGGGAUGCUGGCUCCCCCCAGCACGCCCCGAGUUCGCCCUCGUUCGGAGCGUUCUGCGCCCCCUCCCACGGGCCGUGGGUCCCUUCGGGGGUCUCGGGGCGCUGCUCGGGCUGCCCGAGAGGUGGCGCCGCCGCCCCGCCGGAGCCCCCCCGCCGCCGGCCACCCCCACCCAGCGCCGGGUCGCCUGCAUCAGCCAUAAAACCAUUGAGGAUAUCAAGACAGGCGCCAGAUCAGAGCGGCUCUCCCCCUCUAAGAGCCGUUUGGGGGACCAGCAGCUGAGAGAGGGAAAAAACGGAGGUCCCCGCGUGUUUCCCGAAGCCAAAGGGAUGGGGGCGAUGUCUGUCAUGGACCGGCGCCUUGGCGCUGCCGCUGAGGCCGGAGCUCAGCGCAGAGGGGAAAGCUGCUCCCCGGGCAGGGAUGGCUGUCCCAGUGUCCCAGGCCUCUGUCCCCCUGUCCUGCUCCCCUCAGCACCGGAGUCCCUCUCCCGGAGGGGCUCCAGCUCCCACCCGUGUGGAGGAUCCGUGUGGAAAGCGGCUAGUGGGGCUGCAGCCUUCGCCGCCUCCUUCUUCGCGUGGAUUCUUUUUUUUUUUUUUUUUUUUAAUUUUUAUUUUAUUUUAUUUCUUUGGCCAGACCCGCCGCCACCUCUAUCCCCAAAAGCCCCUCCUCGCCCAGGCCAGCUCAGGGGAGCAUCAGCUCGAGUGACAUUUCCAGCAGCCGUCAGCUUGGGCCAUAUGAAGGUGAUAACUAACUGGCAAAGCCAAAUCCUCUGCUCGGACGGGAGAGGAAAACGAGCCCAGCAGCAGCAUCAACUCCUGAGCACUUUACCUGGAAACUUUGAAGGAGGGCUUUGCAUUAAAAUUUAACCGGUCUAUUCUCUAAUUCUUCACUUUUGCGUUAUUAAUUUAUGACAGAUAAAAGCAUAGCUGGGCCUUUCUCAUUAACUUUUCAAACGCCACUUAAUAUUGUUCCAUUAAAAGAGGUGACUUUAGUAGCCUCUGGAUCGACUUUAAAAGCGAAAGGGAUAAAGAUGGAAAAGGUGCAUUAAACAGCUAGCUUAAAACUCGUCCUUCCCCCCCCCCAACAAUUCAAAUCACACCACCUCGACUGGUUCGUACUAGCUCCUUGCAGGAGAAAUAUCUUAAUAUUGGGAACGGGAAAGGGGGUGGAGGAGAAAGGCAGAAGAGGGAUAUAUAUCUUUCAACCCCUCCAUCCUCCCAGGCACUUCGGGGAGGGUUGGGGUGAAGGCAUUUCACAGUACGCCCAAGACAUUUCAAUAAAAAUUUAUUGAAACUUCAGUGACUUUUAAAAGGAGGAAAAAAAUUACAGAAAAAAAAAAUAGCAAGAACUUGUCAACAUUUAUAUAACACAAAAUAUACCUUCAUUUUUUUUUUCUUUGAACCAGCUCUGAGCACCUGGCUUUCAACCCAAGAAAAUAUGCAUUCACUCAAACAAAGACAACAAUAAGCACAGUAGUGAAACUCCAUUGCGGGGUUGUUUUUGAUGCACUGAGGAAACAGGCAAAAAUAAUAGAAAGUACAGAAAAUCCUAGACUCUUCACCUCUUUGUUUUUUUUUUUUUUCUUUUUUUUCUUUUUUCUCUCAAGCCACUGGAGAAGCCUGUUGUCCUGUACAAACAUAUAUAAUUUUGUGGUUGUUGACAUUUUGAAAACCGAAGAAAUCGAGGAUUAAAAGCUACCAUGGCACACUGCUUUGUCUUUUUGUCUCUUUGAAAUUUUUUAAGGUCUUUGAAUAAUUUGGUUUCUUUCUGCUUUGCCUUUUGCAUUCUGCCCUUGACCAAAGGACGAGGUGUUCCUGGGCUGAGCUCUGAUUUAAAAACCGAGCCCUCACAAAUGGGGGGAUUUCUCUAUGUUUAAAGGAAUUACCAACUUGAAAUGAAAACGACUAAAAAUAAAAACAGAAGGAAAAAAAAAGAAGACCGCUGCCAUCGUAUUUACAGAGGUAUGUACAAUGUCAAUAAAUUAAAGUUUAAUUUCGAGUAUUCAUAUUCCACGUAUUUACAAGAGUUAUCAAAUAAUUACAUAAAUACUUUGUUUUAAUAAUAGUGUCCACUCUUUUCUUCUUCUCAGUAUGUUAAACCUUGUUAUUGCAUAUACAAUUAAAGAGGGAAAGCUGUGAUAAAUCUACAGUCGAGCUACAGAGGUUUUUAGAUAAAAUAAAUUCACUUUUUUUUCUUUCCAACUACACGUCUUAUUUUUGUUGCUACGAGGGAGGAUGUUUAAGGUAGAGGGACAAAGGUCUUAUUUUUGUUUUUAUUAUUAUUAAUAAUAAUUUUUUCCCUGGGAUUUGAAACGAACACUAAAAAUAAACAACAAAACCCCACUGAAAUAAAAAAUACUGCCGCCCCCCCCCUCACAAAAAAAAAAAAAAAAAGCAGGCUACUCUGGAACAUGCAAAAAAAAAAAAGCCACCAACUGGCUCUCAGACAUCACAACAAUAUUUUAAACACACAGCUUCCCUUAAUAUCGACUAAGGGGGUUGUGGUUAACAACCCGCCCAGGAAACAACUGUUGAAGAACCAAUACGCGAGUUACUUACACGCUUUUCUUUCGGACAGAAAAAAAAAAA
This is a messenger RNA of Motacilla alba alba, 3256 nucleotides long. RefSeq lists its product as uncharacterized. The coding region runs from base 461 to 1534 and encodes 357 amino acids. The record is from RefSeq and is a predicted model, not a curated record. NCBI's taxonomy places the organism in Eukaryota, Metazoa, Chordata, Aves, Passeriformes, Motacillidae. The transcript has 3 exons.